AUGACCGGACAUCAAGGUUGCACUGGGACCGAACGACAAAGCAUGCAAUCGUCCGGCUCUCGUUGCACGAGUGCACGCGUGUUGGAAGCCAAAUUGAACCGACUUUGUGGUAACGUUUUGGGCAAUAAGAACGGGCAGGCUGCUUCGGCGAUGGAUGGAAAUAGUCUCUUUACUGUUACUUCGUAUCAUGUAUACUGA
Molecule: messenger RNA, 198 nt
Organism: Microbotryum saponariae
Lineage: Eukaryota; Fungi; Basidiomycota; Microbotryomycetes; Microbotryales; Microbotryaceae
Source: the annotation of a GenBank genome assembly